Molecule: messenger RNA, 1623 nt
Organism: Phragmites australis (common reed)
Lineage: Eukaryota; Viridiplantae; Streptophyta; Magnoliopsida; Poales; Poaceae
Exons: 8
Coding region: 135-1481 (448 amino acids)
Biological process (GO): ketone body biosynthetic process; L-leucine catabolic process
Molecular function (GO): hydroxymethylglutaryl-CoA lyase activity
Source: RefSeq, a predicted model, not a curated record
UUCUUUUUUCCUUUUUUUUUGGGGGGGAGAGAGCGAGAAGGUGCAGACUUGCUUCUUCCACCCGAACUCGCGCGAGAGAGGCGCCCAGUGUUCAGCUGAGCCCGCACUGCUCCGCGCGGCGUGGCACGGGCACGAUGCUGGCGGCGUCCAGGGUCUGGUCUGCUAGGCUCGCGUCGUCGCUAUCUCCACCCGCUUCCCCGCAAGCCUGCUCGCCUGCUGCUGCCUCCGCGUUGGCGGCGGCAAGCGCCACCGUGAAGGGCUCCGGGAUGCGGGCUCCUCCCGCUGGCGGCGACGCACGGCCCGGCGCAGGGUUCGGCGAGACGGGGAGUGGCGCGACCGACGCGGCGCUGCCUUGCAGUUCGUCCGGCGAUUCAAGGGAAGAUUAUCCCUUGAGUAGACUCGCAUAUCAAAGGCAGCCGGUGCCAUAUUGGGGCAACGUGUCUGGUGGUGUGAGCAGUCAUGUUUUUGGAGCAAGUUAUUCCUUACAGAAUCAACAAAGUUACAGAUAUUUUUCAUCUUCUUCUGAUCCAGAGAGGAGAUGGAGUGGAAGCAAGAUUAUGUAUGAUCUGCCUAGGAGUGUAAAAAUUGUGGAGGUUGGGCCACGAGAUGGACUACAAAAUGAAAAAGACACUGUACCAACACCUGUAAAGAUCGAGCUCAUACGAAGACUGGCCACCUCUGGAUUAUCUGUUGUUGAGGCAACCAGUUUUGUAUCUCCAAAAUGGGUACCACAGCUAGCUGAUGCAAAAGAUGUCAUGGAAGCAGUUCGGAAUAUUGAGGGUGUACGCCUUCCUGUAUUGACCCCAAACCUUAAGGGAUUUGAGGCAGCUGUUGCAGCAGGUGCAAAAGAAAUUGCAGUAUUUGCGUCAGCUUCUGAAGGAUUUUCCAAGUCAAACAUAAACUGCACCAUCAAAGAGAGCCUUGGUCGCUAUAAUGAUGUUGCUCUUGCUGCAAAAAAGCAAGAGAUUCCUGUCCGAGGGUAUGUUUCUUGUGUGGUUGGAUGCCCAGUAGAAGGACCGGUACCACCUUCAAACGUAGCUUAUGUUGCCAAGGAGCUUUAUGACAUGGGCUGCUAUGAGGUUUCACUUGGUGAUACUAUUGGAGUUGGUACGCCAGGCACUGUUGUCCCAAUGCUCGAGGCCGUUACCUCCGUCGUUCCUGUGGAGAAGCUUGCGGUCCACUUCCACGAUACCUACGGCCAAUCUCUCUCAAAUAUCCUCAUCUCUCUCCAGAUGGGUGUUAGCGUCGUGGACUCCUCCGUCGCCGGCCUUGGCGGCUGCCCAUACGCAAAGGGCGCAUCGGGCAAUGUGGCAACCGAGGAUGUUGUGUACAUGCUGAACGGGCUGGGAAUCAGGACGGGCGUCGACCUGGGCAAGGUGAUGGCAGCCGGCGAGUUCAUCUGCAAGCACCUGGGACGCCAGUCUGGAUCCAAGGCAGCGAUGGCUCUGACCAAGGUUACCGCGAGCGCUUCAAAGCUUUGAGGCAAAGAGUAGUUGAUGCUACAUCAUAGUAGCAUCUAAUUUCUAUGUUUCUUAAAUCCCCUAUUGCAGAUAAUAGCUGUAAAAAUGACAGUACCAAGAUGACAACAAAUAAGCAGAGAAGUGCUACCCUGACUGUGACAUA